AUGGCAAACGCUCUCGAAAGAGAGGAUCUCGAAAGCAUCACCCGCUUAGACUCCAUUCUGAGACACAGGUAUGGAAACGAAUACUUCCAAACAGUUCGCGUACGCGGCACGCAGUCCCAAGUCGCCGAGAGAUUAGGGAACCAUCCUCGAUCAGCAGGAAUCUGGUUUCUCGAAAUCUAUGUCGAGGGCACAUGUUAUUCCCUCUCAUAUCGACCGACGUUGUUCGAGUUGGACGCACGCCAGACAGGUCCACGGAUCCUUGAUCCCCGCACGGCCCGCGACCAUCGAGAGCACUCUGAAAAUGCCCGCUGCCUGCAACGAAUUGCACAAGCUCUGAAACAGCUCAUGGAGCUUGUCGGCGUAUCCAUCGAGUUCAAGUCUUGCGAAAAUCAUGAAGUGGAUUUUGCACACCUGGCUCAGCUCUUGAAGCAGGACAUGGUACAGACAAAUCUCCGCGAUGUUCGUCUCGUCGAUGGCGGCGGGAGUCUCUUGGCCCGCAAGAAGCUUCUCCUAGCCCUCAUGAAGAUGUGUGGCCCCUCUCAAGCUCGAUGCGUUGACUUUGAUCACCAUCCUGAAAUCGUCAACUUCUUCCACUCUCUCGGAAACACCCAGAAGCAGGUAUCAGCCCUGUGUGUUGGAAGUGAAGGGCACCAAUCUGUCGAUGGUCAUGUCAUCUCUAGACUUGAAGUGUUCGACAUUUGUCGCCUCGGGUUUCGGUUCCUGCAGUAA
Molecule: messenger RNA, 729 nt
Organism: Fusarium redolens
Lineage: Eukaryota; Fungi; Ascomycota; Sordariomycetes; Hypocreales; Nectriaceae
Exons: 2
Coding region: 1-729 (242 amino acids)
Source: RefSeq, a predicted model, not a curated record